CCGGCAAUCUCUUUUAAAGGGAAAUUAUGGAAUCACUGAUGAAAUUCUCGGUGCUGUACCACCGCUUGUCCCGAGCCCUGACGACGAAAUAGACAAGAGCUUUUAUUGGAUGCCGCACAUUGUUUCAGCAAAAAUCAAGCACGCGAGUCUUGCAAAUAAGAAAGAAGUCAAAAUGUGGGUCGAAGCUAUGAAAAGCGAAAACUUUAUUGAACUUCAGCAAGCCACUCAAUAUCAUGAACUAGUUAAAAGGGCAUGGAAUGAACAGAUUCAAGAACGCGAGUUAAAGCUCAAAGAUAUCAUUCGAGAAUUUUGUCAAGAUGUUGAAACAUUUUGCCGAACUCCGUUAUCUCUGAAUUUUAUGAAGAGCGUCAGGGUAAAUCCUUUCAUUGAACCUGAAUGGGAAAAUUAUCGUAAAAAAUUGAUUGAAAUUGUAGGACAGGAAGUUCAAAAAAAUCCAUCGAUCGAUAACGCGCCCAAUUCAAAGUCAGUGAAAAAAAGCCUUUAUGAUUUUAUGAGGGAAAAUAUCUGUAAAAAGCUUAGAAAUCAUACUUAUUAUACACAGCCGAAUGAUAGCAAAUCAAAACCAUCUUUGAGCAUUGAAGACGACUUUUUUAAAUAUAUUCUGCAGUGUCCAUCAUACAAAGUUCCUCCUAUAGACCCUCGUUUUCCUAAUCCGGUGCGCAGAUAUUCUUAUUCCGAAGAAUUUUGGAAGACCCGACUUUUCCCGACUCUCCUUAACGAGGCUGAACGGUUGCAUUCAUCUGGAGUUAACUCAUCUAUUUGUAUAUUCGAUCCGGCCGUGUUGGGAGGGAUGGUGAACAAUCAAUGCCCCCUGUUCGGAUGCCAAUUAUGUGAUAAAGACUUUCAAUUUAGUGGUUUUGAAAAAACGAAAAAGCAUAUGUCCAAGGAACACAAGAUCCUGACCGAGUCAGAGAAAAUAAGAGAGAUGAAAGUAGACAAAGCGAAAAUUAUUGACCACUUGCCUACUAUUUUUAGUCUACGUAACUAG
Molecule: messenger RNA, 1009 nt
Organism: Acaulospora colombiana
Lineage: Eukaryota; Fungi; Glomeromycota; Glomeromycetes; Diversisporales; Acaulosporaceae
Source: the annotation of a GenBank genome assembly